UACAUCCUCUCCGAAGACUCCACUCCAUUAAUACUAACAUUGAGUAAUAAUAGCAAUAAAUAAACUUUACAAAUUCCCAAAUGCAUAAUUCCAAGGUUCCACUUCAUCAUUCGAGUCAAUGCCUCUGUUUUCCUUUUCUCACAUUUCCUCUUACCCAUUUCUCAUGUAAUAAAAAUCCUCAAACACACUAGUUGAAAUCUCAAGAUGACUCUUUUCAGAUUGUUUAUGUUGAUUUUAUUAUUUCUUGUAUUUCAACCCCUUCAUUCAGCUGUAGCUGAAGAUGAUAUAAAGUGCUUACAAGGAGUUAAGAAUUCCUUAACAGAUCCAAAAGGCAACUUAAAAUCAUGGAAUUUCGCAAAUUCCACAGUGGGGUUUAUCUGCAAAUUUGUUGGUGCUUCUUGUUGGAACGACCGUGAAAAUCGACUCAUAACCCUCCAACUUCGUGAUAUGAACCUCGGAGGUAGUAAAAUCCCAGAUUCUUUACAGUAUUGUAAAAGCUUACAAAAUCUUGAUCUUUCUGGUAAUAGACUUUCUGGUUCAAUUCCUUCUGAUAUUUGUACUUGGCUGCCCUUUUUAGUAACUCUUGAUUUGUCAAACAAUGAAUUUACUGGUUCUAUUCCAGCUGAUCUUGUUAGUUGUUCAUACUUGAAUAAAUUGAUGAUUAAUGAUAAUAAGCUUAGUGGGAAUAUACCACCCCAGUUUUCUAGUUUAAGUAGGCUUAAGACAUUUUCUGUAGCAAACAAUGAUCUUUCUGGUAGGAUUCCAGCAGCUUUCAAUUCAGCUAAUUCGUUUGAUUUCGGAGGUAAUGAUGGACUUUGUGGUGGACCUUUAGGGAAAUGUGGCGGAUUAAGUAAGAAAAAUUUAGCUAUUAUUAUUGUUGCCGGUGUUUUUGGAGCUGCUGCAUCUAUGUUGUUGGGUUUUGGGGGUUGGUAUUGGUAUUUUACGAAGGCGGGGAAGAGGAGGAGGAAGACGGGUUAUGGGUUAGGGAGAGAUGAUUCGGAUGGGUGGGCUGAGAAGUUGAGGGGUCAUAGGCUCACUCAGGUUAUGUUGUUUCAGAAACCUCUUGUGAAGGUUAAGUUAGCGGACUUGUUGGCUGCCACAAAUAAUUUUAGUAUGAAAAGUGUGAUAAACUCGACUAGGACAGGGACUACAUUUAGAGCUGUUUUACGUGAUAGUUCUGCACUUGCUAUUAAACGGCUUAAGACUUGCAAGCUGAGCGAGAAGCAGUUUCGGAUGGAGAUGAAUAGGUUAGGACAGGUUAGGCAUCCUAAUUUGGUGCCACUUUUGGGGUUUUGUGUUGUUGAAGAGGAAAAACUCUUGGUUUAUAAGCACCUUUCAAAUGGUACUUUGUAUUCAUUCUUGAAUGGGAACGCAAGUGUGUUGGAUUGGCCGACUAGGUUUAGGAUUGGUUUGGGAGCUGCGAGAGGCCUUGCUUGGCUACAUCAUGGUUGCAACCCUCCAAUCUUGCACCAAAAGAUAUGUUCUAACGUUAUUUUUCUUGACGAAGAUUUUGAUGCUAGAAUAAUGGAUUUUGGAUUGGCGAGGCUGAUGACACCUUCAGAUGCAAAAGAGACUAGUUUUAUGAAUGUAGAGUUGGGUGAAUUUGGCUAUGUUGCUCCGGAAUAUUCAAGUACAAUGGUGGCUUCGCUGAAAGGGGAUGCCUACAGCUUUGGAGUUGUGCUUUUGGAGUUGGCUACGGGGCAAAGACCUCUAGAAAUCACUGCUGCUGAUGAAGGUUUUAAGGGAAAUUUGGUCGACUGGGUAAAUCAGCUCUCUGUUUCUGAUCGGAUUAAAGAUGCAAUUGAUAAGCACAUAUGUGGGAAAGGCCAUGAUGAAGAGAUUGCGCAAUUCCUAAAAAUUGCUGGCAAUUGUGUAAUUUCUCGGCCCAAAGAGAGGUGGUCUAUGUAUCAAGUUUAUGAAUCGCUAAAGACCAUGGCUGAGGAACGAGGUUUCUCUGAACAGUUUGACGAAUUUCCUUUACUAUUUAACAAACAAGAUAUCAGCAGUUCCAUUUGAUGCAUGAAUAGAAAAGCAUUACGAAAUGUUUCACAUCUGGUGAACACAACUAUAUCCUACGGUAAGUUCUUCACUUCCCUUAGGUGCAAGUGGAAUCAGGAACGAUACAUAUGGUUCUGUAAAGGACUACCACGAAUAUUGCUGUAUUAUACUGUGAAAUGACAAAUUAUUUUGUAAGUCUUCUGCUUGAAAUUUAUUGUAGAGAUAGCAAGUGUUAUUGGUUUCUUAUGUUCUGUCUUCCCUUAGCUGAUAGUUAUGCAUUAACAAGACACUGAGCAAAACCUGUCACAUAGUUGCUCGAAAUCUGUAAUACAACUAACUUAGAUUUUUGCAACUGACUUGGGCAUUGGCCUUUUAAGGUCAGAGCAUUCCCCUUUGUUCUUCA
Molecule: messenger RNA, 2401 nt
Organism: Nicotiana attenuata
Lineage: Eukaryota; Viridiplantae; Streptophyta; Magnoliopsida; Solanales; Solanaceae
Product: inactive LRR receptor-like serine/threonine-protein kinase BIR2
Exons: 1
Coding region: 205-2016 (603 amino acids)
Biological process (GO): protein phosphorylation
Molecular function (GO): protein binding; ATP binding; protein kinase activity
Source: RefSeq, a predicted model, not a curated record